GUGAUAUAUGUAUACAUAUAUAAGUGUGUGAAUGUGUGUAUGCAAAUACUACAAGCUAAAGACACAGCUAGUCCGCAAAACCUCUUAUGGCUGCGAAUCCCCCUUCCACCAAACCUUCCAGAGGUGGCUGGAAAUCCGCCAUUUUCAUCAUCUUUGUGGAGGUGGCGGAGAGAUUUGCCUACUACGGAGUGGCCGGAAACCUGUUCAUGUACCUGACGAAGGUGCUCGGCCAGCCCACCGCCACCGCCGCCAAGAGCGUCAACACGUGGCAAGGCGUCGCCGCCAUCUUCCCGGUGGUCGGCGGCUUCCUCGCCGACUCCUACGUCGGCCGAUUCAAAACCAUUCUCAUCUCUUCCGUCAUUUACCUCAUUGGCCUCAUAUUGCUGACGGUAGCAGUCUCUGCGGUUCCUCUCGAAGCACGCCAUACAGUUUUCUUCAUUGCGCUCUACAUUCUCACCGUAGGCGAAGGCGGUCACAAGCCGUGCGUGCAAACCUUCGCCGCCGACCAAUUCGACGAGAACAUCCCGCAAGAGAAGGAGGCGAAGAGCUCCUUCUUCAACUGGUGGUACGUCGGGAUCGUCUGCGGCGCCACCUUGGCGGUGCUGGUGGUGAUCUACGUGGAGGAUUACGUCGGCUGGAGCUUAGGGUUCGGGAUGCUGGCGGCGGCGGUGGCGGCGGCGCUUCUCAUCUUCCUGGCCGGAAGCGGGACCUACUCCCGCCAGGCUCCGGUGGGGAGCCCGUUCACCAGGUUGGCGCAGGUGGUGGUCGCCGCCGUGAGGAAGCGGCGGUUGUCGGAGGGGGAGGCGCGCGGCGUCUGCGUCGAAGAUGCUGACGUCAGCAUGGAGGGUGGCGCGGGGGCUCACACUUUGGCUCCUACUAGUCACUUCAGGUUUGUAGAGAAAGCAGCGAUGAUCGACGAGAGAGACGCGUCGAGCGAGAAGCGGGAUCCAUGGCGGCUGAGCUCGGUGAAGCAAGUGGAAGAAGCGAAGCUGGUGUUCCAACUGAUCCCAAUCUGGCUGAGCUGCCUGAUGUUCGGCGUGGUGAUCGCCCAGCUAGGCACCUACUUCACGAAGCAAGCCUCCACCCUCAACCGCUCCCUCAGCCCCACCUUCCAAAUCCCGGCGGCCUCCUUCCAGGUCAUCACGGGCCUCACCAUCCUCCUCUCCGUCCUCGUCUACGAGCGGGCCCUCGUCCCCAUCUCCCGCUCCCUCACGGCCCGCCCCUCCGGCAUCACCAUGCUUCAGCGCAUCGGCACCGGCCUGCUCCUCUCCGUGCUCACCAUGGCGGUCGCCGCCCUCGUCGAGUCCCGGAGGCUCCGCGUCGCCGCCCGCCACGGCCUGCUCGACAGCCCCGCGGCGCCCGUCCCCAUGUCCGCGUGGUGGGUGGUGCCGCAGUACGUGCUGUGCGGGGUGGCCGACGUCUUCGCGGUCGUGGGGCUGCAGGAGCUCUUCUACGACCAGAUGCCCGUCGGGAUGAGGAGCGUCGGGGCCGCCGCCUACAUCACCGUCACCGGGGUCGGGAGCUUCCUCAGCACUGGGUUUAUAGCGGUGGUGCAGAGGGUCAGCAGCGGCGGCGGCGGUGGGGAGGGGUGGCUGGGGGAUAAUAUAAAUAGGGCGAAGCUGCAGAAUUUUUAUUGGGUUUUGGGGGGUGUGAGUGCGAUCAAUUUCUGUGUUUAUGUUUGUGUGGCUAAUAGGUUUGUGUAUAAGAGGACACAACCAGCUUGAUUGUUGAUCGUGUUUGUAAUGCUAAUGUAUGUGUCACAAAAUAAUAUGUAUGUGUAUAGUUUUCAAUUAAUAUGUAGAGAUUGGGGGAAUGUUAAAAAGAAGUUAAUUAAGCCUGCAGGCUCGUAUUUGCUUUCUAUUUUACCA
Molecule: messenger RNA, 1868 nt
Organism: Salvia miltiorrhiza (redroot sage)
Lineage: Eukaryota; Viridiplantae; Streptophyta; Magnoliopsida; Lamiales; Lamiaceae
Product: protein NRT1/ PTR FAMILY 5.4
Exons: 4
Coding region: 87-1724 (545 amino acids)
Biological process (GO): oligopeptide transport; transmembrane transport
Cellular component (GO): membrane
Molecular function (GO): transmembrane transporter activity
Source: RefSeq, a predicted model, not a curated record